AUGCAGUUCACCGCCCUCUUCCUCUCCCUCGUCGCCGUCGCCAGCGCUGCUCCCGCUGAGCUCGUCGGCCGCGACGCCACCACCUGCGGCAGCAACUACUACUCCGCCAAGCAGGUCGACGCUGCUUCCAACGCUGCCUGCAACUACGUCCAGAACGGCGGCACCGCCGGCAGCUCGACGUACCCUCACAAGUACAACAACUACGAGGGCUUCAGCUUCCCCGUCGACGGCCCCUACUACGAGUUCCCCAUCAAGAAGAGCGGUGUCUACACUGGCGGCUCCCCCGGUGCCGACCGUGUCAUCAUCAACAGCCAGUGCCAGGAGGCCGGCGCCAUCACCCACACCGGCGCCAGCGGCAACAACUUUGUCGGCUGCUCAGGCACGUCUUAA
Cordyceps fumosorosea ARSEF 2679 is the source of this 390-nucleotide messenger RNA. Its product is annotated as guanyl-specific ribonuclease Pb1. The transcript is spliced from 2 exons. The coding region runs from base 1 to 390 and encodes 129 amino acids. Gene Ontology annotation, molecular function: RNA binding; RNA nuclease activity. The record is from RefSeq and is a predicted model, not a curated record. Lineage: Eukaryota; Fungi; Ascomycota; Sordariomycetes; Hypocreales; Cordycipitaceae.